Molecule: messenger RNA, 7204 nt
Organism: Toxotes jaculatrix (banded archerfish)
Lineage: Eukaryota; Metazoa; Chordata; Actinopteri; Toxotidae
Gene: phrf1
Product: PHD and ring finger domains 1
Exons: 19
Coding region: 132-5318 (1728 amino acids)
Source: RefSeq, a predicted model, not a curated record
CAGCCGGCGGUGUCACUCAACAACCGUGGAGACUUCAAAUCACUCAAAACAUACCUCACACUGCUGAAUAGGGCUUAUUUUAGAGAAAACUUGUCAGAGAAAUUGUUCAGCAGUACUUUCGAUGAUCAGCCAUGGAUGAAGAUGACAGCCAAGAUGAGCUGAUCAACCGCAGUGCGUCCCACAGCAAAGGAAAAAGGGCUGCGUUGUGGGCAAUCUCAGAUGACUCAGACGAUGUUGAAGAGGAGUCUGAGGAGGGACAGUCUGACAGUGGUGAGGAAGAAGAGGAGGAUCACGUAGAUGGAGAUGAUGAUGAGGAGGAGGAGGAGGAGGAAGAAGGGAAUGAAGAUGAUGAUGAGGAAGACGAGGAGGAUACUAAACCUGAGGUUGGUGCUUUCGGGGGGACCUCUGCCGACCUUGCAGGGAUGAGCUCGGAUGAGGACUCAGAGAAGUGUCCCAUCUGCCUUAACUCAUUCAACAUCCAGCCUGUUGCAACACCAGAGAACUGUGAGCACUACUUCUGUCUCGACUGCAUCCUUGAAUGGGCCAAGAAUGCAAACUCAUGUCCUGUGGACCGAAUUGCCUUCAACAACAUAUAUCUAAGGAAAUGUUAUGGAGGCAAAGUGAAGAAAAUGAUCACAGUACAAAAGCCUGUGAAGGAAGGUCAAGAGGAAACCGUAGAUUUGGACCUGGAACAGACCAGUUGUGAGGUUUGUGGGGGCAGUGACCGUGAGGACCGCCUCUUACUCUGCGAUGGCUGUGAUUCUGGGUAUCACAUGGAAUGUCUCACACCACCUCUUGACUCUGUUCCUGUAGAAGAGUGGUUCUGCCCUGAAUGUCAAGCCAACAAUCGUCACUCAAGGGGUUCAGCCGAGGAGCUUAGUUAUGCAGAAAGCCUGCCUUCUACUGCCCGUCCUGCCACCAGCCGGCCCCAGCCUCGUUCCACAGGUCCUACCAGAGCAAUCGCCCGAACUCAGCAGAGUGAGAGGGUUCGGGCUAAUGUCAACCGACAUCGCAUCACACAGGCACGCUCGUCACAGUUGGCUCCCACAUAUCUGAUACAGUCCACAUGGUUGGAUGAGACCAUCAAUGCUGUGGUGGCUGGUCUCAACACAUCUGUGUAUAUAAGGGACUACACACCCCGUUUCCCAUCUAGACGCAAGCGCAAGACUGGAAAGCGCAGAAAGGUCAAAAGCAAGAAGAGAUCCUCUGCUAAGAGUAAAACAAGUAAAUCUGGAAGUACAGGAGUCAGGAGGAGGAAACGGAAAGUGAGGAAGACUAAAUCCAGAAAAAAGCUGAUUAUGAAAAAGGCAGCCAGUCCUCGGAGCCGCAUUGCCACCAAUCUUGGAAUUGUAAAGAACAAGAAGAGCUCAUCGCUUCCUACAGUAUACCGACCCUCAGAGCACACGCUAAGUAGUAUGCGUGCUGACAUAGGCGCUGCAUCCCUCUCUAUCUAUGGAGAUCCGUUCGACCUGGAUCCAUUUGUGGAUCGAGAGGAGGACGAGCAGCAGGCCCACGUUACGUCGCUGUUGGAGGCCAAGAGACGAGGGAUCUCUCGCUCUGCUCUUCGCUCUCACCAGCCUGUAGCUCGACCAGUCACUGCAAGCCUUUCCAGGAGGACUAUGGAUGUCCCUCAGUCAGGGGGAGUUGUGGAGGCAGCUCCUGUGCCUGACCUGCUUGGCAGUAUCCUAUCAGGGCAGAGCAUGCUCUUGAUGGACAGCUCUGAUGUCGUCAUAAAUCGGGAUGGGUCUCUUAAAGCUACAAAGCCAUCAGUGAUGCCAAGUAGCAGCAAAAGCAGUAACUCAGGAGAUGCCAGCACCCAGAUGUUGCCCAUCCCAGGAGACAGUUGCCUUUCAAUCCACAACAACGGAGACCUACCAGGAUCCUCCCAUAGCUCCACGAACAGACCUUUACCCCAGAGUUCUGCUCGCUUACCUCCCUUUACACCCUCUUCAACCACCCACAGCCAGCCACCUCCACAUUCUGACUUGCCACCCAGAGGUCAUCCAAGUUUGCAGCCAUCUCGUCUAAACAGACCCACCCCCCCUCUUGGUCACCGGGCAACCAAUGGACUUGGAGUCUCUAGGGAAACCACCUCCUCAUCCAUCCACCCUGCUCCAGAUUCCAGCUCCAAGAGCAAGGGAAUGGCUCCAUCACAGUCACAACCUAAAAAAACACAAACUACAAAGCCCAUGUGGGUAGACGUAUCGGUGCUUCCUCGGAUACCAAAAUUAAAAAGGGACAGUAGCAGUAACACAAUUGACAGCAUGAGUCAAGGUGGCAUUAAUAGAAUUAGUAGUAGUAAUAGUAGGGGAAGCAGUAGUAAUGGUUACAGCAUGCCUGAAACAGGCAUGAACAGCCUUGCUGGGGACAAGAGCAGGCAGCAAAGCGUAGACCAGCAAAAGGGCAGGGCUGACGGUCAGGCCCAGAGGCAUAGACCUGACGGAGCAGGCUCAUCAUCGGCCUUCUCCAACUCUUUUUCCUCUUCCUCCUCCUCCUCUGGCUCACCUGCUAGCCAGCCACGUUAUUCUUCGUCUUCAUCUUCCUCGUCUUUAUCUUCAGUGAGCUUCCGCAUCAACUCCAGUGGGAACUCCUGGCAAUCGAGGCGGCUAAGCAUCCCAUCAUCCUCUGCUAGUGGAGGGGGCACGCAGGAACACCGGAAAGAAAAGGAAGAUGAAGCAAGAAAGAGACAGAUGCACAGGGAUAAACAGAUGCUGCUAGCAGCGCGGAAUAAGGAACAAGACAGUAAUAAUGUCUAUGAUCCCUUUAAUCCUACUCUGUCGGACUCAAGCAGCUCAGAUGGCGAAGCUGAGAGCUCAAGCCUGGAGAUCAGCUCCCGACGUGCCACACAUGAGGGGAGGGCUCCCAGUUUAGGAAACAAGGAUGAUUUAGUGCAAAACAAGCACAACCUGGUUCGUGUGAAAACUGAAACACAGGAGACUGAGGUCUCACAGGAAGAAGCAAGGAGAGCUGGUGCUCAGGAAACCAUAUCACAGGAGGUCAGGAGCUCUCGAAAAUGUAUCAAGGUUGAAAAAGAAUCAAGAUUAGUAGACAUUAAGGUUGAGACACAAACAUUUUUACUUGACACUAAAAUUAAGAAAGAGCCUGGGUUAUAUGAAGCUGAAAGGUGUGGACACAGUGUAAAAAUGCAUUUGAAGUCAGAGACGACAGACACCGCACCACAAGCUCACCACAGCCUGGAUUUUUUAAAGACUGAGAACGAGUCUCAAGAGGAGGUGAGUGAACAGAGUGAGGGAACUCCCAGCAGUGCUCCCCCUAACUGUAAGAGCGAUUCAUCAGCAUCUAGCUCUGUUCCCACCAAGAAGAAACAAAAGGCAGAAUCAAAAUCAGAUUCCACAUCCAAGUCCCCAUCUAGAGAUUUGAGCCACAAGAAGAAAACCUCCAAAGCAUCAAAGGAGAGGCGUUCUAGCAGUUCAGAGACUGACAGAGGCAGGAGAGGGGACCAUCAUGCCUCUGGCCAGGGAGGCAGGCAGAAAGAGAGAGAGAUGGACGGAGAAAGGGGUUCCAGGCAGUCAAGGUCCAGAGAGAGGAGGAGAGCACGCUCAACCUCAGAAAGCUCUCAGUCCGAUUCCCCUGAUAGGACUUCCAGAAAGAGACAGCGAUCACGGUCUCGAUCCAAAGAAAAGAGACUGUCUAGGUCGGAUUCCAGCUCCAGCAGCAGAGAGUGCUCAAGGAGGAAGAAGCAUAAGCAAAAGAGCAAGGAGAAAAUGGAUGACAGAGAGAGAGACCGUGAGAAAGGACACAUGUCAAAGGACAAGAGACAUGGUUGGUCUCGAUCAAAAUCACGGUCCAGAUCCAGGGAAAGGAGGAAAGAUCACACACGUCUGCAGCAACCAGCUCUCUCCUCCCGAGACAAUGUCGGGUCAGGAUCAAAAGUCAAGAGGAGACACAGGUCUAGAUCGAGCUCAAGAGAGAGGAGGAAAGAAGAAGGGUCAUCAUCCAGGAGUUCACAGAACACUUCAGGGUCCUGUGUUUCAUCCUCUAAAGACACAAAGCAGUUACAGGACAAGAAAAAAGAGAAGGAUACCAUCAAAAGCUCCAUCAAAGAGGAAAAGAUUGCUAAAGGGAUUAAAAAGGAGUUGCCCUCCUGUACCUCCACCUCUAAAGUGAAAACAGAAGGCAAAGACCUCAAGGUCACAACAACAGAAAUGACAGAAGAGAUGAAGGUUGUAAAAGAAAUAAAGAAAGAAAAAAAACCAUCUCUUGAUAUGUUUGAAGAUUUUUCUGUCACUAAAUCAGUUAAGAAAGAAGAAAUGGACAACCCUUGUUUGACGGAAACUAAAGUAAAAGGUGAUCAGGGAAUUAAACAAGAAUGCAUCAAGACUGAAAUUUGCGAAAUCAAGACUGAGAGUUGUGAAAUCACCACAGUUAAAUCAGAGCCAGUUAAAUCAGAGCCAGGUUCCCCAGAGCUGUGCCACUCACCCCCUUUCACCUCAUUUCCUACAUUAACAACACCUGUUAAAGCAGACAGUCACCAGGAUGAGGUCUCUCAGUCUCACACAGCAUUAAUGGCCUCGGGAGAGCAACCAAACACAGCAGGGUUGACUGUCCCUGGAAAGCAGGAAGUUCAGCAACCCUCAGACUCUGAUGAGGACUUGAGUGUUGAUGAACACCUGGACUAUAUUAAGUCUGAGUGCACAGAGGAAAGUGGCACGUCUGCCAAACAGGAGAAGGAAGUAGAGGAGGGGAAGGAUGAAGGAGAGCAGGUAUUGGCUGUAGCCGGCACCAAAUCCAAGACUCCAGUAAAGAGGGUUACCUGGAAUAUACAGGAGCCUGAAGGACCUCAACCGGGAAAAUCCUCAAGCAAGCUGGCUCUGUAUAAGCUGAAGCUGAAGCAGGAAGGAGCUCGACGACCCUCUUCAAUAUCCAGCCAGGACGUCACAGGAGCUGUCAGCGACUCCUCCAAGAAAGGUCCGCUCAGUACUAACUCUAGAUCUGAUGGCCUACAUCCAGAUGGGACAUCAAAGACUGGACAAGGAGAGACAGAGGAAGGGGAUUUGUCGAGGAAAGACAAGUAUUUGAAAAAGCUGCACAUGCAGGAGAGAGCAAUAGAGGAAGUGAAGCUAGCUAUCAAACCUUUCUACCAGAGGAGAGACAUCAACAAGGAUGAAUACAAAGAGAUUCUACGCAAAGCUGUCCAGAAGGUGUGCCACAGCAAGAGCGGUGAGAUCAACCCAGUGAAGGUGGGCAAUCUGGUCAAGGCGUAUGUGGACAAAUACAAACAUGCUAGGAAACACAAGAAAGGAGAGGACUUAGGGAAGGCCCCGGAUGUACAGACCGAGGCCAUGAAAACCCUCUGACAGCCCAUGAGGAGUUGUGAAAUACAGGCAAGAACAACCACACCCACCACAAAUAUAUAUCAUUCAUAUGUUAAACUUUGACUUAGUCUGUGAUCUACCAUUGGAUGUGAUCUCCAACUCUCUGAGUAGCCAAUCUAAAGCGUUCACUGAGAUCUGCUCACAACCUCAAGAUGAAAUAUUUUCUACACUGUUGAGCUUUCCAUCUUAAUGGAACUUUUGAGGACAAAAGUUUUUUUUGUCUUUGAUCACUUGAAAAGCACCUGUUGGUGUCUUGUGCUUGGACUGUCACUGCCAAGAACUGGUCUUUUUCAUGUAGUACAGCUCAGAAACUUAAUGGGAGACUCUGAGGUUGUGUCUUAAAGAAGCAAAUCUUGAAGACCGUCCCAUGGAGUGAUAAAUCAGGUAGCUUUCUCCACAGGCAUAUCACGGGGGAAGGUUCAGCGUGGGCUUAGAGUUUUCUAUGGCUUUUUUUGUUUUGUGGGACAGCGGGGGUAUUUAUCAGUGGCAAAACACAUUUUGUUUAACAAGUGGUAUAAAAGUAUGCUAAAAAUGCAUAUUUAAAACGUCACAUUAAGAAAAAAACACUGUUAUGCAAUUUUUGUAGAAAAUUUAUCAGUAGAGUAAUUAAACAGUUUUAGAUUUGAUUGUAAAUAAUAUAGAUUUGAUAUAUCCACUUAUUUCUUCCUUUCAUCUUUGUUUCUUGUUGCGGAGCACUGACAUAAAUGGUUCUUGUUUAUAGAAUUGAUUGUUUUUUGGUUUUGUAUUUAAAAGCCUCUGUUAUCUGUCUUCCACAUCUCUAAUAUUCAUGUUUAAUGAGCUAAAUCUUGUCCAGUGUGCUACAGGUGAAUAGUGGCUCAGUAGUUUGAAAUGAACGAUGAAAUGAACACUCAUAAGUCUCACUCUUCUCAAAUAACCAUCUCUUCUCUUAAGGCACACUUGAUUUCUUAUGUUCUGAGAAAUUCUUUGAGUUUCAUCAUUAUUCUUUUUUUUCAACCCAUGACUGAAAUGUAGAAAACCAGGCUUUAGAGAACCAGGGAGUAUUUUGUUUUUGUGCCAAACCAGUAAAAAUAAUAAUAAUAAUAAAAAAAUGCACCUUUUCGCUGAAUAAGUGCGAUUUAAUUUGUCUUUGGGCAUUCUGUUUUUUUAACAAUGGGGGACUACAAUAUCACAGUUGGUAAUAUAGAUUUUACUGUGGAGUGAAAAGGAUUAGAAUACUUCAGAUUUAAUGUCUAGAUGGCCGACCAACCCCCUUUAUCUUGCAAAAAAUGUUAGUGUUGAGAUUUUGUCACUGUCCAACCAGGUGCUCUCAUGUCAACAAACAUUUUCACUGCAAAGAUUUUUUUUUUCUUUUUGGAUUUAAUGUUUAUUAAUACAUAGUAAGCUAAUUUUACUGGCAUAAUUUUAUGGUUUUGUGAGAUCCGUUUAUAGAUAGUCUGUAUAUUAGAAAAAUAACAGAACAUCUUAUAAACCACCACAUUUUCCAAUGUAGACAGAGUAAAGUAAAUAUAUACCUUUAUUAGGCAACAUUAAAAUAAUUUAAGUGUCUUCAGUGUUUGAGUACAGGCUCAUUAUGACUGCUUUGUCAGUGUGUUUUUAGUCUGAAUCCCAUUCUGGUAGAUAUCCUUUGCUAGUCUGAAUUAAUUUCUUUAACAAAACGUUCAUAAAAAACUUUUUUCUGCUUGUUCAACAGUUUGCUUGUCUAUACAGGUGGGUGGUUGGACUUUAAUUCGGCUUUAUAAACCCAGGGACUAGACAAAUCCAAACAACAAAAAAAAAGCAGGUGCUCAUGUUUAUCUGAAUGUAUUUUCUUUUCUGCAUUUACUUGAUCAAACACACCAGGUGUUUCUAGGAGGGAACACAAUAAUAAAUCACUGAUGAUAAAUAGG